Fraxinus pennsylvanica is the source of this 1119-nucleotide messenger RNA. The record is from the annotation of a GenBank genome assembly. Lineage: Eukaryota; Viridiplantae; Streptophyta; Magnoliopsida; Lamiales; Oleaceae.
AUGACAACAGAUCGAGCCACAGAAGAUAACCAGAGUGCUGAAAUCUCUCAAACUUGCACAAAAUCACAAGAAACAAGCAAUUACAUUACCAAAGGCGGCAAGGAUAAGUUGUUGAUUUCUAUAAGGGACUAUGUUAAUGACACAACAAAGAAACCCCUAAUAGCAAGGGUUCCAUCACUGCUGCGUGAAUCAAAAAAUGGUUGUUUUGAUCCUCUCGUAGUUUCGAUAGGUCCUUAUCAUCAUGGAAAUCCAAAGCUCAAAGCAUUUGAGGAGCUAAAAAUUCCAAUCGCGCAGAAAUUUUGGCAUGCCUGUGAAAAUAAACUCUCCAUCGAACUGAUGUAUGAAACGGUGGCAAUGGAGGGUGAAAGGGCCCGCGAAUGCUAUGAGAAAGACUCGGCUUGUAAUGACGUUGAAUUGUUCAACAGAAUAAUGUUUCUUGAUGCUUGCUUUGUGCUUUAUGUUUUGUGCACUAACUUACAGGAAGAGGAACAAAACGAAGUUACUGAACGACUGGUUAAGAGUUUCUACUCUGUGUUGAGGGACUUGCUCUUGCUAGAGAAUCAAAUUCCUUUACUAGUACUAAAAGUUCUGUUGAAAUUCAGGUUUCGAAGAGAAAAAGACCAGACACAAUUUAAACAGAAGUUCCUGAAGCCGUACAUCUUAAUGCCACCUCAGGGACAUUCAUGCACUAAUGCUGUCAUGAAAUUUCUUGCACAAAUGAAGGGACGCAGCACUACAAGUGGUCAAGAAAUGAAUGAAUGGAAAUUAGAGUUGGAUUCAAGCCCUCACCUUCUACAUCUACUGCGGGAACACUUCGUCAGUCCAUUUAUGCAUGAAGACUCAAACAAGAGCGCAUUGUUCAAAUGGGAAUCAAACAGAACAAGGAGAAGACGAUUUGAUAUUGGAAAUAAAAAGUUAUCUCGCCUUAUUUUUGGUACUCUUACACUUCCUCCAAUCAUCGUUGCUGAUUCAGAAAAAACUUUGCUAUUAAACUUGGCGGCUUAUGAAAUUAGUACACAUGACCCUUCUGAAUUGUGCAUUACGUUGUACAUUUGUCUGAUGGAUUCACUCAUUGAUAACGCUGAGGGUGUUAAACAGCCCUUGAAGAAUGGAAUUUGA